AGCUGUUCUGUUUUGUGUGUGCACGUAGACUCUACCUGUAGUCUACCUAAGUAGAGUACUGAACCAGCAUGGGAGUCCCAGCGUUUUUCCGUUGGCUGUCCAAGAAAUAUCCAUCCAUUGUGGUCCAAUGCAAGGAAGAGAAAUCCAAGAAGAUGGAUGGGUACGAUGUUCCCGUGGAUGCCACCCAACCCAACCCUAAUGAAGUGGAGUUUGACAACCUGUACUUGGACAUGAACGGCAUUAUCCACCCGUGCUGUCACCCCGAGGACAAAGCCGCCCCCAAGGAUGAAGACGAGAUGAUGGAGGCCAUCUUUGAGUACAUUGACCGUAUCUUCGCCAUAAUACGUCCCCGACGUCUCCUCUACAUGGCCAUUGAUGGAACAGCUCCUCGAGCCAAGAUGAAUCAGCAACGAUCCAGGAGGUUCAGGGCUGCCAAGGAGUCUGAGGAGAAGCAAGAGGACAUUGAGCGAAUAAGGGAGGAGCUACAGGCCAAAGGUGCUGACCUGCCUCCUAAGAAAGCAAAGGAGGCUCACUUUGACAGCAACUGCAUCACACCAGGCACUCCCUUCAUGGCAAGGCUGGCUACUUGUCUAGAGUUCUACAUCCAUGAGAGAAUGAACAACAAUCCAGCGUGGCAGGGAAUCAAAGUGUUGCUGUCCGAUGCCAACGUACCUGGUGAGGGUGAACACAAGAUCAUGGAUUACAUCCGUGGACAGAGAAGCAAUCCUGACCAUGACCCCAACACGCAUCACUGUCUCUACGGGGCGGACGCAGACCUGAUCAUGCUGGGACUAGCCACUCAUGAGCCAAACUUCACCAUUCUCCGGGAGGAGUUCAAGCCAAACCAGCCAAGACCUUGUGAACUGUGUGGACAAAUAGGUCAUGAUUUGAAGGAGUGCACUGGUCUGGCGAAGGAGAAAGAGGGAGAGUUUGAUCAGUUUGCCAGCUCAACAGUCUCUCCCCAGAAGGAGUUUAUCUUCCUCAGGCUCUGCGUACUCAGAGAGUACCUAGAGAGAGAACUGACCAUCAGUGGGCUGCCCUUCCCCUUUGAUCUGGAGAGAGCCAUUGAUGACUGGGUGUUCAUGUGCUUCUUUGUGGGUAAUGAUUUCCUACCACACCUCCCCUCUCUGGAGAUCAGGGAGGGCGCCAUUGACCGCCUCAUUAGACUGUACAAGAACGUGGUCCCUCAAACACAUGGGUACCUCACUCACAACGGAAAAGUCAAUUUGGCCAGAGUGCAGCUCAUCCUCAAAGAGCUUGGUCUAGUGGAAGAUGAGAUCUUCCAGAGGAGACGACAAAAUGACGUCAGCUACAGACGCAGACAGAGAGACAACAAGAGGAGGAGAGUGAAUGACUCACCGAAGUGGACUCCUCGAGGACAGUUCGCUCCAGUGGCAAUAGGCUCAGAGACUGCUCCAGUACAGAAUGCUCGCCAAGAAGCAUAUCAGAUGAGACAAACGGCAAGUCUAUCGGCCAAUCAAAGUGCUGCCGCUAACCUCAAGCAGCAGCUGAAAGGCAGCGCUGAGCCUUCGAAUGAUCAGUCCGUAGUUCAAAGGUCAGCGACAGCUCCCAGUGGUGGAGAGGGGUCAGGUCUUGGACAAAAGAGAUCCUCCGAACGGAUAGCUGAGGAUAGUGAACCAGAGGAUGAGGUGAAACUGUGGGAGGACGGAUGGAAAGAAAGGUAUUACCAGAGGAAGUUUGGUGUGCCAAGUGAUGACGGUGACUUUGUGGGAGGUGUGGUGGAGCAGUACACUCGAGGCCUGUGCUGGGUGCUGGGAUACUACUAUCAGGGUUGUCCGUCUUGGAAAUGGUUCUAUCCGUAUCACUACGCUCCGUUUGCAUCAGACUUCAAACAAAUCUCUCACAUAAGAAAUGACUUUAACCGCGACACUCAACCUUUUCGUCCCUUGGAGCAGCUUAUGGGGGUGUUUCCUGAAGCCAGUGGCACGUUCCUGCCGCCAUCUUGGAGGGAGUUUAUGGCAGUUGAGGACUCACCAAUCAUUGACUUCUACCCUGUGGACUUCAGGAUAGACCUAAACGGGAAGAAAUAUGCGUGGCAGGGGGUGGCCUUGCUGCCGUUUGUGGAUGAGAAGCGACUCCUCAAAUGUCUGCACGAGGUCUACCCCAAUCUCACUGACGAUGAAAUGCUCAGGAAUAGCCGGGGCUGUAACAAGAUCUUUGUACAUCGCUGCAACAAACUCUACCCGUUCUUCAAGACCCUUUAUGAAGCAGGGCCAGAAGAACUACCUGAGGAAGUAGAAUGGAGUUCUGAAAAUGCUCAUGGGAUGCGUGGUAGAGUUUCAUUGGACGCCUCAAUGAAGACGAUACUUUCCCUCAGUGGUAAGGUUCAGUCCCCUGUCCCUACAAGACCUGAUAUCAGCAAGACUUUUGUCAUGAGCUCAAAGUUCCAAGAUCCUCACUAUCCUCCUGAGCACAUAUUUGAAGCCAAGAUGCUCCCUGGGGCGGAGCUACCAGACAAAGUGUUGCGGCCUAGUAACUACAGUGGGAGGUACCAACCAUCCACUGGGUUCAGAGGAGGGUCCACGGCUCACCAGAGAAGCUACUCCGCCCCAGACCCCGCCCAGAGGAUGGUUCGGCAUUCUCUGAACGAUCGCUCCUCAUACGAGAUGUACAGCUCUCAGGGCUCUGACUUUGGGUUCAGGGGUGCAGGACAGAGGGGUUAUCAUCAUAACAGCAGGCCACCAGCAGCCCCAAGUCGUGCCCAGUGGAGCUCGUACUCUGAUCAGCGUUACCCUCCGCCUAACCCACAGCCUCCCAGCUAUCACGGCUCACGGGAUGAUGACCGUAGCUGGAGACCACCCCCUCGUAACCAGUAUUAUAGUGAUAGACGUUGACCUUGGAGAGGAGUUAUUGAAAGUGAAAUAUUCAGUGACAAUUAUUUAGAGAGAUGAACUUAUACAUGUACCUAUAGUAUUUCAAUUUGUAUAAUUACAAAAAAUUAAGCAAUCACGGAAAUGGUUUACCGGAAAUUG
Halichondria panicea is the source of this 2993-nucleotide messenger RNA. RefSeq names its product 5'-3' exoribonuclease 2-like. The record is from RefSeq and is a predicted model, not a curated record. NCBI's taxonomy places the organism in Eukaryota, Metazoa, Porifera, Demospongiae, Suberitida, Halichondriidae. Gene Ontology annotation, molecular function: nucleic acid binding; 5'-3' RNA exonuclease activity. Bases 69 to 2855 code for a protein of 928 amino acids. Gene Ontology annotation, cellular component: nucleus. Gene Ontology annotation, biological process: nucleobase-containing compound metabolic process. The transcript is spliced from 24 exons.